This is a messenger RNA of Mollisia scopiformis, 1514 nucleotides long. RefSeq names its product RNA polymerase II transcription factor-like protein B subunit 3. The transcript has a single exon. Gene Ontology annotation, molecular function: cyclin-dependent protein serine/threonine kinase activator activity. Gene Ontology annotation, cellular component: transcription factor TFIIH holo complex. Lineage: Eukaryota; Fungi; Ascomycota; Leotiomycetes; Helotiales; Mollisiaceae. The coding region runs from base 188 to 1288 and encodes 366 amino acids. Gene Ontology annotation, biological process: positive regulation of cyclin-dependent protein serine/threonine kinase activity; regulation of transcription by RNA polymerase II; nucleotide-excision repair. The record is from RefSeq and is a predicted model, not a curated record.
CUUUGUCGGUCAUCUUUGCUUGUGUUGAAAAUAAGAGGUUUCGUGAAGUGGUGCAUUCGAGAAACGACAAGGCUUUGAAAUCCCCCACACUACACUAGCGCCACCCAGCCUCGUCAACUUCAACCACAUAUUCUACUCUUCUUCCCCUCUACGCCACAACCACUGUCUCUCCCUAUCAUCUGUCGCCAUGAUACGCAAUGGAGCCUCGAAAUCGCUCGAGUCCAAUCCCUCCGACGACAUUUGUCCCGUAUGCAAGUCAAAUCGCUACCUGACUCCUUCGCUACAGUUCCUCAUCAACCCAGAAUGUUACCACAAGAUGUGCAGUACGUGCGUCGACCGCAUCUUCACCAGUGGCCCUGCUUCUUGCCCUGUUCGGUACUGUGGAAAGACGCUACGAAAGAAAGGUUUUCAUAAGGCAUUCUUUGGGGAUUUGAAAGUGGAAAGGGAAUGCGAUAUUCGCAAAAGGGUGGGAGCUGUUUAUAAUAAGAGACAGGACGAGUUCGAGACCCUACUCGACUGGAAUAAUUAUCUGGAGAAUGUGGAGGGACUAGUAUUCGACUUGGUGGAAGGAGGGAAGGAAGACAAGAUGCGAGCCGAGGAGAAGUUAAGGGCAUAUAAGGAAAGAAAUCUGGGAGAGAUUGAGGCGAAUAAGAGGGCAGGGUUGGAAGAAAUAGAGAUGGAGAAGAGAAGAGAAAGGGCAGAGAAGGAAGCUGCUAGACAGAGGCGAUUGGCGGCGGUCAGAGAGGCGGAAGAGGAGAAGAUGGACGUGGAGAAGUCGAGGCGAGAAGUUUUGGAGAAAUUGGCAAGUGGAGAAGGUGAUGCUAGGGAGAUCACGGAGAUGGCACAGAAGGUGGUCCUGAAGAAAAGUGGUGCGAGGAGAAUUGCAUCGGAAGCCAUACUACAGAGUAAUGGUAGUGCAAAAGAUCCGAAUCUCACGAUCAGGGGACUUAAGAAGAGAGAGGCUCCAGUGGCAGAGAAGCCUUACGAACCGUUUGGUGGGGUGGACCUCGCUCCUUCACGCUAUGUCCUUCAAGAAGAUUAUGAUAGCGAAUGGCUUGCCAAUGCCAAGAAGGACCAAAGACAUGCGGCAGGCGGAUUUAGCCUUCACGAGUAUUAUGCUCGGACAAUGUUCGAGGCUUUCUCUGGACUUGGGGUUUUCAUAGAAGAUGAGAUGGGUAGCAAAGCUCUUCCAGCAGUACCUUCAAGUAUCGGCACGGAGGCAGCAGCAGAGGCUUCAACGGGGAAGAUAAAAGUUGAACACAAAAUGGAGUUGGAUGACGUCUUCUGAUACGGGUAAGACAAAUUGAUUCUGGGAGAGAAUCCGGCGGAGAAAUGCAUCGUUGGUCAAAAAUGGAGUUCAAAGAAUGCAUAAACACAGACGUUCACACAUGGGCAUUACAGCGUGGUCGGGUCUUCUCAUUAGACUCCAAUAUCGGUAGUCUGAUCAUCUAUGGCUUAAGGCCAUGUAAUACCACAUUAAGCAUUUUGGUGCUUGCUGAUCCAUCUACCUAGCU